AUGAGGAUGGAAGAAAAUGCAGCAGCUUUACAUACUAUAGUGAAUUCAGUACAAGCUCUAGGUAAAGGAUUUGAUGUCAACUUUGAUACUAGAUUACUCUACUGUAAAGGGGUUGCAGGGUCUAGAAUUAUUGAGCUUGAUGAAGAACAUACAAGAGAUCUAUUGGUUUGUGAUGGUAUGGUUGUUAAUAAUGUUUCUAGAGAUAUUAGAUGCUCUCAGGAAAGGAUUCAGCGUGAAAGCUCUGGUGUUUGCAAUUAUUUUGAGAUGGUGGAGUACUUCAAUAAAAAGGCUAAUCUAUCAGGAAACGUGCCCAUUGGACGCUUUAAUUCAGCAUUUAGCUUUACUGGCUCAAAGCAAAUUGAUGCUGCAACUACUAAAAGUCUUGCCGUGGAUGGGUAUUUUGUUCCACUCUACAAGAUUCAACUCUCAAAUUCUGCUUUUGGUCUGCAAGAAAAUGUCAAGAGGGCCAUCCCGUCAUUCUGGGAUCCCUCAUCCUUAGCAAGCUUCAUUGAGAACUACGGAACUCAUAUUAUUACUUCUAUAACAAUUGGGGGUAAAGAUGUAAUUUACGUCAAGCAACACUGUUCAUCACCUUUAUCCACCAUGGAGAUAAAGAACUAUGUGCAGGAUAUUGGAGACCAAAGGUUCUCUGAUACAGACAGCCGUACUUCAGGUCCCAUGAAAUUUAAGGAUAAGGUUGUCGAUCCUGCUUUAUUUAACAGUCAAGGAAUAUACCCUCAACCUUCUAAUGCCCCCUACCUUACAGGGAAAGAAGAUGUUACAGUCAUUUUUAGACGGAGGGGAGGGGACGAUCUAGUCCAGAGCCACUUCCAGUGGGUCAGAACUGUUAGGGCUUCCCCAGAUGUUAUAGAAAUGACCUUCAUCUCCAUUACAUCUCUCCUCGAUGGAUUACGUGGAAAGGACUAUCUAGCUCGUGCAAUCGAUUUAUACCUCGAGUACAAGCCCCCAAUCGAAGAAUUACGAUACUUUUUGGAGUUUCAAAUCCCUCGAGCGUGGGCGCCACCGCAGGACAAGCAUCCUGGUCACCGAAAAAAAGAACCUGUUUGUCCUUAUCUGCAGUUCAGUAUGAUGGGUCAAAAGCUUUACAUCAGCCAAGAGCAGGUAUCAGUUGGCCGUAAACCAGUAACGGGCUUAAAGUUAAUUCUAGGAGGGGUCAAACAGAACCAGCUCAGUGUUCAGCUUCAACACUUGGUAUCUCUUCCGAAGAUCCUUCAACCAUUUUGGGACACCCAUGUAGCAAUCGGUGCACCUAAAUGGCAGGGACCCGAGGAGCAAGAUAGUCGAUGGUUCGAGCCAGUUAAAUGGAAGAACUUCUCACAUGUUAGCACUGCUCCAAUUGAGAGCAACGAGACCUUUAUAGGUGACCUUUGUGGUGUUUACAUCGUUACAGGCGCUCAACUCGGAGUGUGGGACUUUGGGACGAGGAACGUGUUGUACAUGAAGCUCUUGUUUUCUAGGCUUCCUGGCUGCACCAUACGAAGAUCAGUUUGGGACCAUACCCCUGUUGGUCAAAAUGAAAAGUCAAAGAAAUCUACGAAUACAAGUAAUAGUUGUACCAGCUCUGGCAACCCAAGUUCAAGUUCGAGAGAUGUGUCGGGUAAUAAAUUGGUUAAGUUUGUAGAUGCAUCAGAGAUGUGCAAAGGGCCAGAAGAUUCACCGGGCCAUUGGUUGGUAACAGGUGGAAAACUUGGAGUUGAGAAAGGGAAGAUUGUUUUGAGAGUGAAAUAUUCUGUACUAAAUUACUGAAUUCUCAGUUUUUCAAGAUGGGUUCCCAUUUCCAAGAUGUGCAGUAGUAGCAUUAGCCGUCAUGUACAAUUGGGUAUGGUGAUAUUGCACCAUUGACACCUGCAACAAAAAUCUUUGCUUGUGUUUUUGUGUUAGUGGGGUUUGGAUUUAUAGAUAUAUUGCUAAGUGGGGUGCUGAAUUAUGCAUUAGAUUUGCAAGAAACUUUGAUUUUGGCAAAUAGUCGUGUGGAUAUGGGUAGCAAGGCUAAUUACCAUAAUUUUUUUCGGUUUUAGUGAGAGGACAUGUAUUAUUAUUUUUUGUUUCUGGAUAUGGGGCUUUCUUGUGUUCAUCAUGGAUGUAAAAUUUUUGGCAGUUUGAUGAACUCGUGAAUGAAAUGAGGUGAAGACGAGAUGUCUUUCAGUUUGAUGA
Molecule: messenger RNA, 2175 nt
Organism: Papaver somniferum (opium poppy)
Lineage: Eukaryota; Viridiplantae; Streptophyta; Magnoliopsida; Ranunculales; Papaveraceae
Product: MACPF domain-containing protein CAD1-like
Exons: 7
Coding region: 1-1767 (588 amino acids)
Biological process (GO): regulation of salicylic acid mediated signaling pathway; plant-type hypersensitive response
Cellular component (GO): plasma membrane
Source: RefSeq, a predicted model, not a curated record